UCAUGACUGUUUGUUUUGCCUUAUGUCCAACUCUUUGACAUGUAAUGAAAAGUCUAAAUCCACUGUGUUAUGGUGUUCCUCUGCAGAUCAGAAAGUGGUUCUGUUGUUCCAGGAGGAGGAUAGCCAGCAGAGGGCGCUCAUAGGCCUGAUGGUGGACAAGCUGAGAGAGCACCUCAACAGACACCUGCCUCGUCUGGGGAAGAAGAAGAUCGACGUGCUGGUGGUGAACUACGUGGCCAAGCUGCUGGAGCUGAUCAGACGCAUGCUGGAGUCUGUGUGGCUGAAGUACAAACUAGGCCCUCUGGUGCUGUGCUUAAAGCAGCAGGGCAGUUCAGCGGAGUGGACCGUGUUUCACGUGAUGUGUCGGAUACUGGAGGCUACAAAGACUCUGUGUCUCCCCCUCCCUCCUGGGUAUCACACUCUACUGUCCGUGUUGGGGGUUCGCUGUCUCCCCAGACACACCUUCCUGCAGUACGUUGACCAUGGUGUGCUGCAGCUCACCGAGACCUUCGUCUCACGACUCAUGACAGAUCUAGACAACAGUGAUGCCAACGAGGAGCUGAAGUUCAGCAUUGUGAAGAGACUACCAGAGUCCAUGGAGCAGAGGAUCUGUCACCUGUGGGAUCACCCCAUCAGUUCAGCCUGUAUCUCCAGAGACUAUGUCAGAGGCCUGCUGGAGAAACACGCCAAAACCAAAGGUUCUAUGUUCAUGGAGAGAGACGAGCCUGGCUUCAGGCCUGAGUUCCUGCCUCUCACCUUCCUGACCAAAAUUCUGUUGGAUGUGGAAGACCGAGCUCUGAACCCUUUUGAGGAGCAGGAGAAUGUGGAUGCCAGGUUUGUGGAGGAGACGGCUCUGAAACAGACUCUGAUCCUGAUGGGCUUCCAGGACAAGUGAGGGAGGGAGAGACCGAGGUGAAGAAAGAGGGGGAGCAGGUCAAGGCUCCAAGUUUUCACUCAACACUCCAUAUUCCACUAGUACUCAGUGAGCGUGGACUGUGUCAGUGAGCGUGGACUGUGUCAGUGAGCGGGGACUGUGUCAGUGAGCGGGGACUGUGUCAGUGAGCGGGGACUGUGUCAGUGAGCGGGGACUGUGUCAGUGAGCGGGGACUGUGUCAGUGAGCGGGGACUGUGUCAGUGAGCGGGGACUGUGUCAGUGAGCGGGGACUGUGACGUGGACUGUGUCAGUGAGCGGGGACUGAGAGCGUGGACUGAGUCAGAGAGCGUGGACUGAGUCAGAGAGCGUGGACUGAGUCAGAGAGCGUGGACUGAG
Molecule: messenger RNA, 1270 nt
Organism: Oncorhynchus masou masou (cherry salmon)
Lineage: Eukaryota; Metazoa; Chordata; Actinopteri; Salmoniformes; Salmonidae
Product: gamma-secretase-activating protein-like
Exons: 9
Coding region: 23-895 (290 amino acids)
Biological process (GO): positive regulation of amyloid-beta formation
Cellular component (GO): trans-Golgi network
Source: RefSeq, a predicted model, not a curated record